AUGGAGCAGUUGAAGAUGCGAUUUAAAAAAUUAACUGUGCUUACUCCAAGAGACAAACAAACUGAAUUAGAUGUCAAAGAGGAAAUAUAUGAUGCCGUUAUCAUUGUUACAUUUGGUCCCGCACUUGAGUGCUUACUUCGGUCUGCUUUUUUAUUAGCGAGGCCUAAUUCUGCAGUGAGAGUAAUUGUGCGAGAUGUUGAUGAAGCAAAAGUUUUACGGGAGGUUAAGCUAGCUGGAUUCCUGCGUGUCAUGAAAGUUGAUAAUAAUGCAUGGAAAGCGUAUGAUUGUGAAAAGCCAAAUGUCAGUGUGGGUGCCACAGUACCUUUAAAAUUACCGCAUUCAAAUAAAAAAUCAAAUGUCUGGAACAUAAAGGUGAUGGAUGAUGACUUGAUUGAUGAGGACACGCUGUUAAAAGAUGAAGAUUAUGUCAAGCCUAUAAAAGAAAGUCACGAAGAAAAGCUGAAGAAAAGAAGACCAUGUAAAAAUUGUACUUGUGGCUUGGCUGAGAUAGUGGAAUCUGAAAAAGUCGUUGCACAACUAAAACCUGGCAAAUCAUCAUGUGGAAAUUGUGGUCUUGGUGACGCGUUUCGCUGUUCAGCUUGCCCGUAUUGGGGCUUACCUCCCUUCAAACCUGGCGAAGAAGGCAGAAUUAAGUUGGAAACAGUGAAUGACGUUUGA
This is a messenger RNA of Brugia pahangi, 678 nucleotides long. NCBI's taxonomy places the organism in Eukaryota, Metazoa, Nematoda, Chromadorea, Rhabditida, Onchocercidae. The record is from the annotation of a GenBank genome assembly.